AUUGAAAUAAUAACAAUAACGACGUGAAAAAGGUAAGCUUGCGUGGAACCCGAGGGGAAUCGAGCCAGCGACAUUCCGGUGAGUUGGUAAACCACAAGGAGGAGGCAAAAUUUACAUUUUUUUGGUCGCAGAUUCAUUUCGACUCAGCGGGAUCCACGUCAUUAAUGGGAUUGUUCAGAGACCCAAGAGUGAAAAAUGUCAGCGAAGGCGACCAGGAUCUCCAGCCGCUCACAAACGAAGGAUUUCCUCCCCCAAAAGACAGCUUUAACUUAGCCUACUUAUCCUACUUCACACUGGGCGCAGGAUUUUUGCUCCCAUGGAACGCCUACAUAACGGCCAUAGAUUAUUUCAGCUACAUUUACCCUGGCAAGCAGGUAGACCGGGUUUUUUCUGUGGGUUAUAUGGUGACAUGCCUGCUGUUUCUGUUAAUUCUGAUCACAUGGGCGCAGAAGUCCAGCGCUCGAUUCCGGAUCAAUUUAGGGCUCUCUCUGUUUCUCCUGUGUUUGCUCGUCGUGCCGGUAAUGGAUGCCGCUUACAUAAAAGGGCGCAGAGGCUUGGAUGUGGGGUAUUAUAUUACUGUUACGGCGGUUGUUGGGUGUGGAAUUGCCGAUGCUUUUGUGCAGGGGAGCUUGAUUGGCUCUGCCGGAGAACUUCCUGAGGAAUUCAUGCAGGCUGUCGUUGCAGGGACUGCUGCUUCAGGUGUUCUUGUGUCUGCCUUGAGGAUUCUCACCAAAGGUGCCUUGCCACAAGAUGUUGAAGGCCUGAGAAUAAGUGCAAUUUUAUACUUCAUUGUCAGUAGUGUGCUUAUGGGAGUUUGCCUGGUAUGCUAUAACAUGGCAAACCGGCUACCAGUUAUUAGGUACUAUAAUGACUUGAAAGAAAGGGCAAUGGAGUCGAAAUUUCUGCUGGGAGAUACAAUUGUCAACAAUUCAGCAGAUACUGAAGACAUGUCUUUCCCAGUAACAUCAAAAAAUCUCUUUGGUGCUCCUAAAGAGGGAGGUGGACCAAAAUUUUGGCACGUAUUAAGGCAAACGAAAUGGCUAGGAAUUGGGAUUCUCUUGAUUUAUGCUGUAACACUAUCAAUCUUUCCAGGUUACAUAACUGAAGAUGUGCAUUCACAUCUUCUAAAAGAUUGGUAUCCUAUCUUAUUGAUUACUUGCUACAAUAUUUUUGAUCUGGUAGGAAAAUCUCUAACUGCGUAUUUUAUGCUUGAAAGUGCUACAAUUGCCAUUGGUGGGUCUGUUGCAAGGCUACUAUUCUAUCCUUUGUUUUAUGGGUGUCUUCAUGGACCACAUUUCUUCCGCACAGAGAUUCCAGUUGUACUUCUGACAUGUUUACUAGGCUUGACAAAUGGUUACUUCACAAGUGUGAUCAUGAUUGUUGCUCCAAAAACGGUGCCCUUACAGGAGGCAGAGACUGCAGGGAUCAUCAUAGUUCUCUUCUUAGUAAUUGGAUUGGCAAUCGGCUCUAUUGUGGCAUGGUUUUGGGUCAUUUGAAUGCCUGUGCCUUGGAGGGUUGUGUUCUAUUUGUCAUGCUACAUCUCUAAUACUGUUUGACUGAAUUGAAAAGGAAGGGACAUUCGAUAUUUAAGGCCCUUCUAUUGUUGAUGAAUAAUCAAGAAAAUAUCUAGUACUCGCUCCAACAGCUGGGCCAGUGUCUGGUUCCUUCCUAUUGGUCAGCAGUUUACUGUUUCUUAUAAUCAUGAAAAAAAUUGUGAUUGCUUCUACUUCCUUCGGUAUAUAAAAUUCAUUUGACUUUA
Cryptomeria japonica (Japanese cedar) is the source of this 1759-nucleotide messenger RNA. Its product is annotated as equilibrative nucleotide transporter 1. Lineage: Eukaryota; Viridiplantae; Streptophyta; Pinopsida; Cupressales; Cupressaceae. Gene Ontology annotation, biological process: nucleoside transmembrane transport. The transcript is spliced from 2 exons. Gene Ontology annotation, molecular function: nucleoside transmembrane transporter activity. Gene Ontology annotation, cellular component: plasma membrane. The record is from RefSeq and is a predicted model, not a curated record. The coding region runs from base 165 to 1496 and encodes 443 amino acids.